CUGUGCUCGGAAUCGGAUAUUUUGUCGUGCUGUUGAACUCUCAACUGUAAAUCUUAUUCACUAUAAAAUUUAGUGCUCUACAAAAUCGUCGUGAGGCACAACGGUCGACUUCGACCAUCAUGCACUGCGGCCUGUCUCGUGACCGAUUGAAUGAAGUCAUCUCGUUAACAGAGCAGUUAUUCCAUUAUGGAUCUGAACCGGCCUCGGCCGACUCGCGGGCGGCCACGAAGGAAGGAAAAAAUGAGGCACGUUGUGUUCAAAACAUCCACAUACGACAUGUGGAUGAAGAAAAAGUUCGAGAUGUGUUGCAGUGGGAUCACCAAUAGUGAAUUUGCGGAGGUUUUGCUGCACCGCGUGUCAACGAAGUUUAGGGAUCCAGGCACAAAUGACAGAAACAGUAUUCCCAGAGCUUUGAGUCGUAAAGACAAAGCGAAAUCCUGUCAUGAACUGUGCUCGGCACCGGCUAAAAGCAUACGUGACAAAUUUGCAGGAUUCACAAAGCCUUUGUCUCCUGUUCUUUUUGAAGAAAAUCUGGAUGAUAGUGAACCGGCGCUUGACCACGCCCCCGCUGCCACAAUGACCUUGUAUAUUUCUAGCGUUGACAUUAUUGGACAGACCAGAGAGAAAUCCUGCUACUUUGCUGAGAACUCAAUUCAACAAGAAGUAAACUCCAUGUAUGAGUCCUUGACUGGCAACCCAUUUCAGAGUCAUCAGUCAAGCAGUUAUGUAUCCUUGACCAAGGAGAUGUUUGGGCAUAUGAUGUUCCACUGUCUGGAGUGCUCCAGUGAGUGUCGGAUCCGAGGGAAAGGCAGAGGUGAGAAUCUCACUUUCAGACAAGAGUGCCUGAUCUGCUGUAACUACAGAGUGUGGACCUCUCAGGCAGCCGUUCUACCAAACAACGAGGUAACUGAUGAGUGUUCACCAUGUGAUGAUGCUCAUGGGCCAUCGUGUGACAGCAUACUUGUGACCAUUGUCCAGGAACACCCAACUGAGUCUCCAAAGCCAACAUGUGAGGACAGUGCUCAAGCUGCUGCUGAUUCCAUUUCAACGAGAGAGCAACAUGACAAGAAUGUGAGGGAGGAGGAGCUGAGUCUCCUGAUGGAAACACAUGAGGACAGUAAUGAGGAAGAUGAUUCAAAUAUUGCCCUGAUAAGUGAAGAAACCACUAACCCAAAUUACACUGAGUCUUCUGACACGCUGACAGCUGAUGAGGAACUUUUUACUGAUGAGUGUAAUGGUGAUCAGCUUGCUGAGAAAGAAAGUGACAAGUCCUCUCAAAACAAACAGGAAGAGGAUUUUGACGUGUACCUGUUGAGUUCCUUGGACGAAGCUAAUGUGAGUGCAGAUGAUGAAAUGCUUACUGAUGAGGACAGAAGUAAAGGGCUCACUGAGAAAGCGAGUGAUGAAUCCUCUAAAAAGAGACAGCAAGAAGAUUCGGACAAGCACCUGCCAAAGUCCUCAGACAAGGCUUUGGAGAGCUGUAAUGAAGAAAUUCCUAACAAGGGCUUUACCAAGAAACCAUUUCAGAACACUAUUAAACCAGUAAUUUGGUGUAUCGACUGUGAAGCUGUAGCUAAAAUGCUUUGUGUAAUUCAGAGGCACAAGAACUACUAUUGCUGUACGGCGUGUGUCUCUGGCAGUGAUGUCCAGAACCCCAGUUUAAAGGACUUCUCUGUUCAUUUUAGUGAUGCCCAGAGUUUUCGUCUGCAUGCCAUUGCUGAGCAUGGUAGCAACCUUUACGAACACAAGAUCUGUCAGGACUGUAAUAAAACAAUCAGGGUGGAGACGGACCGCAACAAGAAGGGUCAUGUGUGCGAGUACAAAAUCAAACCGUUUUCCUGUAAUGUGUGUCACAAACGCUUCAUCACUGAAAUUGGACAAAAAGUGCAUUACCGUCGCUUGCACAGAGACUACCAACAUGCUUGUAAAUACUGCAUGAUGGUAUUUGAUACAAAACAGUCCAAGCUAGAGCAUGAGCAGAGUCACAAAGAAGACGCGCUGUGCUAUAUAUGCCCAGACUGUCCAGAAAAAUUUAGAGAUUUUGUUACACGCAAUGAGCAUUUAAAGACCCACCCAGGUCAAAAGAAACACACCUGCAGCAUAUGCAAUAGUAAAUUUUCUGAGCUUUACAGAUAUGAGAGACACUUGCGCAUCCACUCAGGGGAGAAGCCUUUCAAGUGUGAGGUGUGUAACCGUUCCUUCAACCAGGAUGGACACCUGAAGUCUCACAUGCGUCUCCACACAGGAGAGAAACCCUUCCUCUGUGAGCAUUGUGGAGAGUCUUUUAAUCACAACAUCAGCCUGAGGAACCACCGGCAGAGGCACCAUGGCAUCACUGACUCUAGCUGUGUGCCAGCAGAGGAGAACAAACCAAUCGGGAGACCCAUAAGGAACGAAGAUCAGCCUAGGAGGCAAAGAAAAAUGUGCUCUACUACUGCUGAUGCGGAGCUGGAGAGUUGCGAGUCUGACUCUGAUGAAGAGCAGCAGAAAAGAGGUUGGAAGAGGAAAGGCACAAGGAAGAAACAAGGAAAAAAUAAUGUACAUGCAGACAGUUGACUUGGAGCCGAGCUUUGUAUCAUAGUUACAAAGAGAAAUGGUUCUGUUCACUGAGAUGUAUGAAAUCAUACAGUGGCCAAGAUCAUGUGAUUUUUUUUAUUUUUAUUGUUGCUUAUAGACUCAAACAGAAACCACCAGGAUUACUCAAAAGUAAAACAUUCAUGAGCUAAGAGUUUGCUAAAACAGGUCAGUGUUCAUUUUAAUAUGUGUGGUUAUAUACUGUUUAAAUAAAAUAGUUAUAGUUGUUCCAUAAUUAUUUAGUCUUAUAAAACGUGACUUACAUUCCUAAUUCCUAAGGGUUUAUUUUCUGUUUUAGAAAACAAAGCUGGCUGAAACUACAAAAUAUAUGUAAUGUCGUACAACCAAUAAGAAGUGCACAUUAUUAUACAAGUGCAGUUUAUUCAGGUUUGAGAGCAAACAGAAUUAUACAAAUUGUAUCUCUGAAAUACGUUAUGAAAUUGGAUGUUUCAUCAAUACUCAUGCACUUUUUUCAUCUUUGUUUAUGGCAUAUAACUAGCUUAGCCAUGGGUUUGAAGACUUCUGUAUUUGUAGUGUACCAUCACCACUACUGCAACCACUAGUGAGGAGUAGGAAAUGUAGAUGGAUCUAGAAAAUGGAAAAACACUGAUGACAUUGUUUGUGCAUGUGCAGGAAAGGGUUCUCCAUGUACUAGUGCAUCUCAAAAAAUUAGAAUAUUGUGAAAAAGUUCAAUAUUUUCUAUCAGUUAUUUAAGAAAGUGAAAAUGUUAUAUAUUAUAGACUCAUUACACUAAAAUGUUUCAAGCAUUUUUCUAUUUUAAUUUUAAUCAGUAUGGCAUACAGUACAAAAACAUCUCAAUAUAUUAGAAUAUUUCAUUUCGAGUUUGAGUAAAACAGUAUGAACACAGUGUAUCUCUCAGUCUAGUUCAGUACACAAACCACAAUCAUGGGAAGACUGCUGACUUGACUGUUGUCCAGAAGAUGAUCAUUGAUGCCCUCCACAAGGAGGGUAAGCCACAAAAGGUCAUUGCUGAAAAGAGUGGCUGGAAAAGGUGCACAAGCAACAGGGAUAGCCACAGUCUUGAGAGGAUUGUCAAGAAAAGUUGAUUCAAGAACGUGGGAGAGCUUCACAAGGAGUGGACUGAGGCUGGUGUCAGUGUAUCAAGACCCAUCACGAACAGACAUCUUCAAGAAAGGGGAUACAACUUUCGCAUUCCUAAUAUCAAGCUACUCCUGACCCAGAGACAAUGUCAGAAGUGUCUUAUCUGGGCUAAGGAGAGAAAGAAAUGGACUGUUGCUCAGUGGUCCAAAGUCCUCUUUUCAGAUGAAAGUACAUUUUGCAUUUAAUUUGGAAAUCACGGUUCUAGAGUCUGGAGGAAGAGUCGAGAGGCACAGAAUCUAAAGUGUUUGAAGCCCAGUGUGAAGUUUCCACAGUCUGUGAUGAUUUGGGGUGCCAUGUCAUCUGCUGGUGUUGGUCCACUGUAUUUUAUCAAGUCCAAAGUCAACACAGCCAUCUACCAGGAGAUUUUAGAGCACUUCAUGCUUCCAUCUGCUGACGAGCUUUUUGGAGAUGCUGAUUUUCUUUUCCAGCAGGACUUAGCAUCUACCCACAGUGCCAAAACUACUACCUAAUGGUUUGCUGACCAUGAUAUUACUAUGUUUGAUUGGCCAGCCAACUUGCCUGACCUGAACCCCAUAGAGAAUCUAUGGGGUAUUGUCAAGAGGAAGAUGAGAAACACCCGACCCAAAAAUACAGAUACGCUGAAGGCCACUAUCAAAGCAACCUGGGCUUCAAUAACACCUCAGCAGUGCCACAGACUGAUCACCUCCAUGCCACACCGCAUUGAUACAGUAAUUCAUGGUAAAGGAGCCCCAACCAAGUAUUGAGUGUAUAAAUGAAUAUACUUUUCAGAAGUUGGACAUUUCUGUAUUGUAAAUCCUUUUUUUUGAUUGAUCUUAGGGAAUAUUCUAAUAAUUUGAGAUACUGGAUUUCUGAUUUUCAUGAGCUAUAAGCCAUAAUCAUCAAAAUUAAAACAAAAAAGGCUUUAAAUAUUUCACUUUACAUGUAAUGAAUAUAGAAUAUAUGAAAGUUUACCUUUUUGAAUUAAAUUAUGAAAAAAAAUGAACUUUUUCAUGGUAUUCUAAUUUUUUGAGAUGCACUAGUAUGUUUAUUGGGGAUCCAGAAGAUGCCAUAGCAAAGAGGCCACAUUUAUGGGAGAUUGUCAAAUUUAUUAUGAUUGAUUUAUUAUUAUGAUGUUAGUGACAUAAUCCAUUACAUACCAUUAUGGAAGUGAUUACAUUUAUUAUUGAGUUAUUAUCCUGUUUACCUGAUCACUGGAAUUAAAUGGGUUGACUAUG
This is a messenger RNA of Neoarius graeffei (lesser salmon catfish), 4892 nucleotides long. RefSeq names its product zinc finger protein 892-like. The record is from RefSeq and is a predicted model, not a curated record. The coding region runs from base 187 to 2556 and encodes 789 amino acids. Lineage: Eukaryota; Metazoa; Chordata; Actinopteri; Siluriformes; Ariidae. The transcript is spliced from 6 exons.